This is a messenger RNA of Prunus persica (peach), 1736 nucleotides long. RefSeq lists its product as uncharacterized. NCBI's taxonomy places the organism in Eukaryota, Viridiplantae, Streptophyta, Magnoliopsida, Rosales, Rosaceae. The transcript has 3 exons. The coding region runs from base 801 to 1223 and encodes 140 amino acids. The record is from RefSeq and is a predicted model, not a curated record.
GCUUGUUUUGGAGGGAGGGAUUAACAGUUACAUGAUGGAAUGUUGGACACUUGGCCCUGUCUUCCAAAUUUCCAAAUUGGUCUAUCUUUCUGUUGACUGUUCUGUUGGCUUUCCAGCUAAGCUCUCCUUUCCUUUUCUUUUCUUUUUGUUCUUUCUAAAUUCUCUCAUUACAUUUCUUCCUUGUUUCACCACUGUUAAUGGAUGUGAAACCCCGAAAGAGGGCAUCAUUGUAAUUUCAGGAUCCUCCUUCCAUAGACAAAAUUGCUUUCUUCCUGUUCCUAUACAUUAUAAAAGGGGAAAUGAAAUCCAUUCCACCAUCAUAACCCUGCUGCCUGAAACAGGGGAAAUCAAGGUUUGUUUGAGAGCAACCCAUUUCUUCUUCUGCAGUUGGAAACUGGAAUCCAACAUCAUAAGCUUUAAAAACUCUCAUUCCUUCUGGGUUUCACUUGGUUUUGUUGGGGAAAAAAUCAACCUUGAAGCUCAGAAUUGAUAUUACAGUUUAGCUUAAAUUCUUUGAAGGGAUGCAAUAAGUACUUAUUUUUCUUAUCUGACUCUGUUGUAUGAUUUUGAAAACUGGCUCCUUUUUUAUCAUUAUGGUUUUUAUCUCCUUCAGAUGAGUGUCAACUAAAUUUACAUUUUGGUUUUGAAAUUCUCUUCCUGGGUACUUGGGAUAAAAAAAAAAAAAACCAAUAGUUGAAGUCAUACUUUGACACAUAGUAUGAGAUUGGAACUGUGAAACGAGCUAGUUGCAGGGCAACAAUGGUAAGUUGUUAGUCUAUCUCCAUCAGGCAGAAUUUUUGAUGAGGCUUUUGUUUUGCAAGAUUCAUUGUCCUCCCUUCAUUUGCUUUUGUAAACCUUCCCCUCAUAUAUACACUCCUGGACCACUGAAAUUAGAGGAUAUCCCACAUCCACCCUUGCCUUCAAAACUUGUGUCAGUUCCUGAAACAUCUGAUCAGUUAUCUGAUGACACCAAUGAGAUCAAGGAGGAGAACUUAGAUGGGAUUCCAAAACCAGCUGAGCCUUGUCUCAAAAGUAGUCUCAGAAAGCGCAUUUCGGACUCCAGUGCUCCAAAACAGGAGCUCAAGAAGAGAGUACAAUGGAUGGACUUUUUCGGGAAAGAACUUAUUGAGAUCAGGGAAUUUGAAUGCAGAGAGAUUGAAUUACAUCAGAUAACAGCCCCGCAGCAGGAUCUGAAAAGAGAAAAGGAAACUUUUAUGAACUAGAAGAUACUGACAAUGAAGACGACAACAAAAGAGGCUGCAUUUGUGUUAUUUUAUGACCCUCUUAAUCAGCUUCCACUCUGCAAAUUCCUAAAGCAACUACAUGAACUACAAGAGAAAGAAGGAGAAACAUAUAUCCAUCCAAUGAAUCUAAAAUUUGAACAGAGCCACAGUGAUUGAAAUUCAGUUUUAGUCAAUUUCGCCUUACCAGCUCUCACAAGAGACUGUUUUAUGAGAAUUCAAUAGAGUCGAUAGUCACUCUUGCUUUAGAAGAAUGUUAAGCUAUGUAUUUUCUCUUACACAACAACAUUGUGUUCCUCUGGUUAUGAAAUUUCACACAUGUUCUGAAACUUUAUCAAGUUGUUGUUUUGUCAUUUAGAUGCUUAAUGUUACGGCAGAGUCAUGCUCUAAAAUGGUCAAGAUGCACAUAAAAUCUGUGAACUUUAAACUCAUAUCACAUGAGGAAAUGUACAGCUAGAGGGUGUAAUGACAGCCUUUUUUUUUUUGUGAUUCUAA